AUGCCGCUGGAUCACCAAAUCCGUACCCACGUCCGAAACCGGACCCGCACUCGCCGUCGCUCCGCCUGUCAUCGCCAUCCUAAUGAACCUGUCACCAAUUUCUGCGCAUUGUGUCUACGAGAUCGCCUCGCCGGUCUAGACUCUUCUACCGAUCAACUCGAACUUGAACUUGAACGUGAAACUAUUAUCUCCUUCCCCUUAAGUCGCCGGACCAGAGGCCAUGCCGGUGCUUCAUCGUCAGGAGCUGUACCUGAACUGCGACGGAGCAAGUCUGUAGCGGCUGAGAAAUGUGAGGUUUUGAAUGGAUCGAGUCUGGAUCUGCGGCGGAAGUCGUGUGAUGUAAGGGCUUGUAACAGGCUAUCGGAUCUGUUCGACAUUGAUGAUACGAAGAUCGGACGGAAUGGACCUGUGAGGGUUCAAUCAAAGAAUAUAGGGUUUUCCGGCAUUCCAGAGCAGCUGUUGGAGAUAGACGAAGAUAAUGGUGGUUCAAGUGGAGUUAGGAUUUCUGAUGAUUUGUUUGUGCGGGAUGAGAUCGGAGAGGAAAAUGAUUUGAGAACGAUGAAGGAACAUAUCGAAAUAGAAUUGCAGAACAAAAAGAGGAAUAUCUGGGAUGCAGCGUCGGGUUUCAGUCAGAAGCUACGGAAAUGGAGGCAAAAGCAUGAGGAGAAGAAGCAAAUCGAGGUCUGCAAUGCCGGAGCUGAUAAUAACAGAUCAAAUUUGGAGCAAUCUAAGGAUCCUCAAAUCCAAUCUGAGCUUCCAAGCUAUGUACUGGGAAGAAGAUCUUGUGAUACAGAACCUAGAUUCUCCAUUGAUGUACAUCGUAUGUCUGUUGAAGAUCCACGAUUUUCAUACGAAGAACAUAGGGCUUCUUGGGAUGGAUACAUGAUUGCAAGAACAAUCCCUCGGCUUACACCUAUGCUCCCCAUUGUUGAUGAUCUCAUGUUGCCUCCUGUAAACACCAGAAUCACGGUGAGUAAUCAACAAGUUCAACGGAUCAAGGAAGAGGGUUCAAGUUCUGGCACAUCAGCUCAGUUUAAUUCCGAUACUUGUUCUUCAAAUACAGAAAGUAGUUCAAGCUCAAUGAAGAGUUCUAGUUCCAAAACAACAAGAUUCCGUGGUGAUGAUAUGAAAUCUGCUUCAAAUGGUCAAGAAACAAAGUUGGUGAUAACCGAGAGAGAAUUAAAAGAUUGGCAUUUGAGUUCUAUCCAUGCUUCAAAUGGAUCCAUUUCUGCUUCUACUACAGUUAAGAACGGGCAGAAAAAGGAAAUGGGUAAUAGAUGGAGAAAGAUGUCUAAUCUAUGGAGCUAUAAGUACAAACCCGGUGACAAAAGUAACAAAGAUUCCAUCAAUGGAGUUUUUUUGAAUCAAAACAAUGACAUCAAUGGAGUUGAAAAAGGGGAUUCAAAUUCAAGUGGUAAGCUUGUGAGAAACAGUAGCUAUGUGGGUUCAAGAAACAAAAGUGAAUUACAUCACAUUGGUGAAGAAGGUGGUAGGCAUUCUAUGAGUGAUCUUGACAGCAGUUUGCUAAAGCUGCAUCUGCCACCAUUUGUGAAGUCCAGGAAGAAACUGCUUCCACCAAUGGCGAAUAUUUAG
Molecule: messenger RNA, 1593 nt
Organism: Lactuca virosa
Lineage: Eukaryota; Viridiplantae; Streptophyta; Magnoliopsida; Asterales; Asteraceae
Source: the annotation of a GenBank genome assembly